AUGAGAAACUGCUCCACCCAGGCCCUGAGCGUGUCUUGGGGGAAAUCAGAUGCAGGUACUGGAUCUUGCAGGGUCGCCAAGCCAUUCGCCAGCAUCAACACCAGUGUCAAGACUGUCCGAGAUCGCAACCAUGUCAGCAGCAUCUGCAGCACAUGGGGCAGAGAGCACUUCAAGACGUUUGACGGUGACGUUUACCAGUUCCCUGGUAUGUGUGAGUACAACCUGGUCUCUGAUUGCCACGAGUCCUACCAGGAGUUCUCUGUGCACAUGAAGAGGAAAGACAAAGAUGGAAACCCUAAAGUCAAUCAUGUGGUUGUCACCAUCAAUGACCUUAUGUUCUACCUCACCAAGGACAUGAUCACUGUGAAUGACGUCCCUGUCAAAACGCCAUACUACAAUGCAGGGGUACAAUUGGAAAACAAUGCUGUUUACAUCAAGCUCCAAUCUAAAGUUGGCAUCACUGUCAUGUGGAACGGUGACGAUGCAGUCAUGGUUGAACUGGAUGCUGAUUAUGCGAAUCGUACUUGUGGACUCUGUGGAGACUUCAAUGGUGUUUCUGUCCAUAAUGAGUUCAUUCAUAAUGGUCGCAAAAUUAGCCCUAUUGAGUUUGGAAACAAACAGAAAGUCCAUCGUCCAAACGAUGAUUGCGAGGACCCCUUUGAGGAGGAAGAAGAAUCACUGGAGGCUGUGCUGGAUUCAUGCAAGGAGUUUCAAACCACCUGUAACCAGAUGCUGCGUUCAGAGCGCUGGAGCUCCUGCACCAAACUGCUGAACCCUGAACCUUACAUCCAGGCCUGUGUGCAGGACAUGUGUGGCUGUGCCAAUAGUACAAAUGACAUUUGUGUCUGCAGCACACUGUCUGAGUUCUCUCGACAGUGUUCACACGCAGGAGGGCAGCCUCCCAACUGGAGGACACCUAAGUUCUGUGCUAAACAGUGCCCAUACAACAUGGUUUAUGAAGAGAGCGGUUCCCCUUGCAUGGAUACAUGCGCACAUCUAGACACAAGUUCACUGUGUGAGGACCACAAAAUUGACGGCUGCUUCUGCCCUCCUGGAACCGUGUUUGAUGAUAUAUCCAUGAGAGGGUGUAUUGCUCAAUCUGAGUGUCAGUGCAAACACAAUAAAAUCUAUAACUCUGGUGAGGUCUACAGACAGGACACAAAGGAAUGUACAUGUGUUGAGGGUAGAUGGGCUUGUGAAAGCCUUCAAACACCUGCUACAUGUGCAGUUGAAGAAGGUUCACACGUAACUACCUUUGACGGGAAAACCUACACCUUCCAUGGAGACUGUUACUACACUCUAGCCAAAGUGGAAAGCAAGGAUUAUGCAAGUCCCAAGUUCACCAUCCUGGUUCAGUUGGUUCCUUGUGCAAAUCAAGAAUUUGACACUUGUCUUAAGAGCCUCAAAAUCCUGCUGAACAACGACAGAAACAAUGUAUUAAUGUUCACUUCUGAUGGUACAGUAAAGCAGAACAUGCAGACCAUCAGUUUGCCGUACCACUCAGGUGACAUCAACAUAUUCCACGCUUCAUCCUUUCACAUCUUGCUCCAGACCAGUUUUGGGUUGCAAAUUCAGAUCCAGCAUGUGCCUGUUAUGCAAGUCUAUGUCAGCCUGGACCAAAGCUACAAAGCAAAGACACGUGGUUUAUGUGGAAACUACAACAUGGUCCUGUCUGAUGACUUGAAGACUCCUCAGGGGAUCGUGGAGGGAACAGCAGUGACUUUUAGUAACUCGUGGAAGGCUAACCUCAUGUGCCGAGACAGAGAGGAAAGACUUGAGGACCCUUGUUCCCUCAGUCUGGAAAACGAGCGGUAUGCUAAACACUGGUGCGCCUUGCUACUGAGUCCAGACAGCGAUUUUGCGCAGUGCCGUUCAGUGGUGGAUCCUGAGAUGUACUACAAGCGAUGUACUUAUGCUAGCUGUAACUGUGAGAAGAGUGAGGACUGCUUGUGUGCCGUCUUCUCCUCCUACGCUCGGGCUUGUGCAUCAAAGGGAGUGUCCUUGACAGACUGGAGAGGGAAUGUGUGCGAUAAAUACACAAGGAGCUGUCCAGCAUCUCAGAUCUUCUCUUACAAGCAUCAGAGAUGCCAGUUGACUUGCAGAUCACUGGGCACAGUGCAGCAAAGUUGCACUUCUGACUUCUUGCCUGUGGAUGGCUGUUCCUGCUCUGAGGGUCUCUACCUAAAUGAAAAUGGCAUCUGCGUUCCCAUGGCAAAAUGUCCCUGCUACCAUAAUGAAGUCUACGUCAAGUCAGGAAAGUCAAUCAGCAUCAAAGAUGACCAUUGGACUCCACAGAGUGUGAAUCCGGCUGUCGGUGUCCAGGUGGCCGCCUUGAUGAUGGCAAAGGUUCCUCGAAUGGAAGUCAAACUAUCAAAGGGUAAAUAUGAAGAGGCCGACCUGGGACAUGGCGCUGAGAUUCAGUACAAAAUAAGGAAGGUUGGCUUGUAUUUGGUGAUAGAAUCUGCCAUUGGACUGGUAGUGAUGUGGGAUGGCAAAACAUCUGUUCGCAUCAUCCUGGAACCACAGCACAGCGGAGAGGUAUGUGGCCUGUGUGGAGAUUUUGAUGGUGAUGGACAGAACGACUUCACCACCCAGGGUCAGCUGGUAGUGAGCAAUCCGUUAGAAUUUGCAAAUAGCUGGAAAGUGUCAAGCCAGUGCCCAGAUGUAGAUAUGAAUGCUGACCCUUGUGGACUAAGACCCAAUCGACAUCACUGGGCAAAAAUGAUGUGCAGCAUUAUAACUGGAAAUACGUUCAAAGAGUGCCACAAUAAGGUAGCUCCCCUUCCAUUUUAUGAAAACUGUGUGAAAGACUCGUGUGCCUGCGACUCUGGAGGAGACUGCGAAUGUUUCUGCUCGGCAGUCGCAGCUUAUGCUCAAGCUUGUAAUGAGGCUUCUGUCUGUGUGGCAUGGAGAACUCCAGAAAUCUGUCCUGUCUUUUGUGAUUACUACAAUAAACCAGAGGAAUGUAAGUGGCACUACAACCCCUGCCACAAACCUUGCUACAAGACCUGUUUACAUCCCGAAGAAAUGUGUAGUAACCCUUUACCCAACCUGGAAGGCUGUUACCCCGUAUGCCCAGAAGAUAAGCCCAUAUUUGAUGAGGAGACGGGGUUGUGUGUGGAGGAAUGUUCAGGUUGUUUUUACAACAAUACUAGAUAUGACGAAGAUGACGUUAUUUACAAUGUGACUGACAAUUUAGGAAUGUGCUACUAUGCAAUAUGCAAGAAUUCAACAGUGAUAUUUGGAAGUGAACCUUGCGUUACAAACACAACAACUACAACCCAAGAGCCAACCACACCAACUGAACAAACCACUCCAACCCAAGAGCCAACAACAACCACAACAUCUACGACCCCA
This is a messenger RNA of Anoplopoma fimbria (sablefish), 3357 nucleotides long. Its product is annotated as mucin-2-like. Gene Ontology annotation, molecular function: protein binding. Lineage: Eukaryota; Metazoa; Chordata; Actinopteri; Perciformes; Anoplopomatidae. Gene Ontology annotation, cellular component: extracellular matrix. The transcript has 22 exons. The annotation marks the transcript as partial. The record is from RefSeq and is a predicted model, not a curated record.